AUGCUAAUGAAUGUCACUCUUAAUAUACAUGUACUUGUAUCAAAAUUAGUUGUGGCUGAACAAGAGGAUACAUUGGAGAGUUCUCAGACUCAAACUGCGACUGGCAAUGAGGAUGUUCGAGAUAUCAAGACUACGAAUCGAAAGCAUGUUCCUCAUAAUCUAGCGCGGGAUAUUAAUAUACUUAUACUUGAUAGGGGAGAUAGACAGGCUCAGGCAGAAGAGUCUAAGUAG
Molecule: messenger RNA, 231 nt
Organism: Sclerotinia borealis F-4128
Lineage: Eukaryota; Fungi; Ascomycota; Leotiomycetes; Helotiales; Sclerotiniaceae
Source: the annotation of a GenBank genome assembly